Molecule: messenger RNA, 954 nt
Organism: Alligator mississippiensis (American alligator)
Lineage: Eukaryota; Metazoa; Chordata; Crocodylia; Alligatoridae
Product: olfactory receptor 10A7-like
Exons: 1
Coding region: 1-954 (317 amino acids)
Biological process (GO): G protein-coupled receptor signaling pathway
Cellular component (GO): membrane
Molecular function (GO): G protein-coupled receptor activity; olfactory receptor activity
Source: RefSeq, a predicted model, not a curated record
AUGAAGGCUGAUGCGGAAAGGAAGAACCACAGUGUGGUGAUGGAGUUCAUUCUGUUGGGACUUUCAGAUCAGAGAGAGUUGCAGGAACUCAUCUUUGUGGUAUUUUCCCUGGUCUAUGCAGUGGCUGUGCUGGGAAACCUCACUAUAAUCACACUGGCCUCCUUGGACACUCAGCUGCACACACCCAUGUACUUCUUCCUCAGCAACCUGGCCUUCUUGAACAUCUGUUAUGUCUCUCUUGUGGUUCCUAAAAUGCUGACAAACAUCUUAACAGGGAGCAAAAGCAUCCCUUAUGAACUGUGUGCAGUGCAGGUGUACGUCACUGUGUUCCUGGGCUCUGCUGAAUGCCUCAUCCUUAUGAUGAUGGCUUUUGAUCGAUAUGUAGCCAUAUGCAACCCCCUGCGCUACAAUACUAUCAUGAACAGGAGAGUGUGCAUCAAACUGGCAGUGACAUCAUGGACAAUCAGCUUCCUGGUGACAGCCAUUCCUUUAAGCCUGCUGUGGCCUGUGCUGUGUGGCCCCAAUACCAUCAAUCAUUUCUUCUGUGAAACCCCAUCCUUAGUCAUGUUAUCCUGUGAGGACACCUCCCAGAUUGAAACUAUGAUGUUCACAGGGAGUAUCUUCACACUGAUGGUCCCUCUCUUCCUUGUCCUGGUGUCUUACAUUCGCAUCAUCCAGGCUAUACUGAAGAUUGGCUCUGCGGCAGGGCGCCAGAAAGCCUUCUCCACAUGCUCCUCUCACAUGACUGUGGUGACCAUAUUCUAUGGGACGGGGAUGUUCAUGUACAUGCAGCCCCAGGCACAGCACUCCCCAGACAAGGACAAGGUGGUGUCCGUCUUCUACGCUGUUAUCAACCCCAUGCUGAAUCCCAUUAUUUACAGCCUACGCAACAGGGAGGUGAAAGGAGCCCUGGGCAGAGUGCUACAAAGGUGCAAAGUGUUUUGGGGACUGUAG